This is a messenger RNA of Actinia tenebrosa (Australian red waratah sea anemone), 966 nucleotides long. RefSeq lists its product as uncharacterized. Gene Ontology annotation, cellular component: signaling receptor complex; plasma membrane. The record is from RefSeq and is a predicted model, not a curated record. Lineage: Eukaryota; Metazoa; Cnidaria; Anthozoa; Actiniaria; Actiniidae. Gene Ontology annotation, molecular function: transmembrane receptor protein tyrosine kinase activity; ATP binding; protein binding. Gene Ontology annotation, biological process: cell surface receptor protein tyrosine kinase signaling pathway; protein phosphorylation; multicellular organism development.
AUGGCAAGCCAAACAGGACAAAAGUAUGGUGAGGAUAAUGAAUCACUGUGCGAGAUACCAAGCGAUAUAUGUGAAGUUACAAAACUUACCUCUCCAACUCCCACCAGCAUUUACAUGGAAUGGAAACCACUGCCUCCCGAGACACACAACGGUGUUCUGUUGGGUUAUUACGUCAUGUACUUAAAUGUGAAGGAAGUUGUCGCAAAUUACCAAAGGGAAUUGGUUUCUCUAGAUACCAGAAGCUAUACUAUUAUAAAUCUCAAGCCAUAUUCAUCCUACUACUGUGGAGUGAUAGGCUUUACUUCCAUGGGAUUCAUGAUUACGCCAACCAUGGUUAAAAAAGCGUCAUCAUGGCAAACGCAGGAAGACAAACCAAGUAGUCCUCCACCAAAACUGAAAGCAGCAUUUGUUUGUGAUCGAUACGAGUUAAGAGCGAUGUGGGAUCCUCUUGGUGUUAAGAACAUCAAUGGUAAACUGUUAGGAUACAGGGUAUUGCUUUACCAUGGAAAACUGCUCUACAAGAACUUCACAACAACAACCACAAGUAACGCAAUAACACUGGACGAGUGUAAGAACUACACCGUUAAGGUUGCUGCUUACACUUCACCUGGAGAUGGACCAUUUUCUGCUGUUUACGUCACUAGCACAUGUCCCUGUGGUGCUCCUGAACCAUUCUACGAAAGUCGCUCCAUCGUUACAAAAGAAGGCAAUGCGACAAGGUUACUAUGUGAAUACCAAGGACGACCUGAGCCCACGAUAUACUGGUUGCGUCAUGGACAGCGACUCCACGAUGAAAAUAAAAGUGUAGAGAGAUUUACGACACAGUUAGCGAAUGGUACAUGGUACAUAUCCUAUACUGAAAAACAGGAUAGAGGAUUAUACACGUGUGUAUUGAACAACACUUAUGGUGUAGCAACAACUGAUGUGUCAGUUACAGUAUCUAUAGGUGAGUACUGAAAUAUUGAA